UGUGAAGUUCAGCCGGCUGGUCGCUUCGUCGUAGGCGGCAUACACUGAACGCGAGCAUUGUGCCAACGGCUUUUACGCCAUCGACUGCCAUGUGAAGUGAACUAAAGCCAAUUCUUAAUGCGAAAUAAAACAAAUAUUUGUUAAAUGCAAAUAUAUGUGUAUUUAAAGUAAUCAAAUUCAAGUCAACACACAGACAUUGUCCACGUCAAGCUAACGACAGCGACAUCCGCAUUUAGCUCUUGGAAAUCGGAAGUUGCUGCUGCUGCCCAAAACUAUGCAGCAUUAGCCUCAGCGCCAGAGACUACGAGCUGUCCACACGUUCAUAAAAACCUAUAUACGUACAUAUAUCGAGGCUGAGCAAUAAAUCAGUUUGAAAUGCGUUCGCUUCCGUUCAUCGCAGCGCUCGUGCUGCUGUGUCUGGUUCCGGUUCGUGAUUCCCUUGAACUAGUGGGCCAAUCCAUUAAAGAUGAAAUGGGUGAACAUAUGCUCACGGAUAUCAUGUACGACAAUCAAUACACGGGCAUUGACUUUGUCAAUGCUGACGAUGGUUACCCGGCCUUCAAGUUACUUGCGAGUGCAAAUGUGAAGUCGCCAUCGACUCUGAUGCUGCCAGAAAAGCUCUACGAAUUUGCCAUACUGGUCAAAUAUCGGCUGAACUCGCUAAAGGGCGGCUAUCUAUUCAGCGUUGUUGAUUCCCAGGAGACGGUGCUGCAGCUUGGCGUUCACCUGUCGCCGGUUGUCAAGAACAGCUACAAUGUGACGCUCGUUUACGGGCAGGCCGACAUUCCGGCGGGUCGGAAACUGGCCACUUUUCCGGUACCCAACGUGCCGGACAAAUGGAACUCGAUUGCGUUCCAGGUGUACAGUAACAAUGUGACUUUCUAUUACGACUGCGUACUGCAGAACGCCACGGAGGUGGUGCGAGAUCCAUUUGAGCUGUCAUUCAAUAAGACUGCGGUGCUCUUUAUUGGCCAGGCAGGUUCCGUAUUCCAUGGCCACUUCGAGGGCUAUUUAGUACAAAUCUAUGUGUAUGAGAACCCGGAAGGCUUUAAAUUUCAAUGCAAGGCCCCAGAGUCAACGACGGCCGUGCCAGUGGAGGAAAAUGACCUACCCACAGAGUCAGUUCCCGAAGAACAAGUUGAUCCCGAUCAAGAAAUGAACUCUCCACCUGAUGAGCCCAUUAUCGACGAAAAUGACAUUACCAGAGAGGACUUUUGGUCUAUAGAUAGUGAGGCAACUGACAUUUUCGACGACAGUGGUAUUCAGCCCAACGGACAGACGCAGCUAACGCACGAGAGACCGUAUCGCGGCAUUAAGGGCGAGAAGGGCGAUCGAGGGCCCAAGGGUGAUAGUAUACGUGGUCCACCUGGGCCGCCCGGUCCGCCGGGCCCCAAAGGUGAUACACCCUCGUAUCCGCCCUUUGUGGAGACACCAAGUCCGGGGGCUAAAUACACUGGCGAAUGUACAUGUAAUGCGUCUGAUAUCCUGGAAGCCUUCAAGGACAAUGAAACGAUACGGGAAACGUUGCGCGGUCCGCCCGGUGCGCAGGGCAGAGAUGGAAAGACAGGCGCCCCUGGACUUACCGGUGCCACUGGCGUAACUGGCGCUCGCGGCCCGGAAGGUCCGCAGGGGGAGAAGGGCGAACCAGGCGUCGACGGCAUGCCCGGAGUGAUGGGUCCUCCCGGACCUGCGGGCCCGCCUGGUUUGCCAGAGAGCUAUGAUGAAUCCUUAAUGGGCAACUCGAUGACCGGCCUACGCAGCUCCAGCGCUACCCAGGCAGGACCUAAAGGAGCGACUGGCGAUAAAGGUGAAGCCGGACGUCCAGGAGAUCGCGGUGAAAAGGGUCACAAAGGUGCUCACGGACCCGCUGGACCCAAGGGUGAGCCUGGGGCACCAGGCCUACCCGGAUUGGCCGGCCAGCCCGGCGAUGGCAACGGCACCAAGGGCGAGCGCGGCGAAAAAGGCGAGAAGGGCAUGCGCGGCAGACGCGGCGGCACCGGACCAGCCGGACCAAUUGGACCACCCGGCAAACCGGGACCCAUGGGUGAUAUCGGGCACUCGGGACGUCCUGGCAUGAUUGGACCGAAGGGUGAUACAGGAGCCAAAGGUGCCAAAGGAGAUGCCGGUGGCCGUGAUGGAAUGAAAGGUGAAAAAGGUGACCGGGGCAACGAUGGCCGUGACGGAUUGCCAGGACCACCUGGCCUGCCUGCAACAACAGGUGGCGGCGACGGUGACAGCAGUGGCGUGCAAUAUAUUCCAAUGCCUGGUCCGCCAGGACCGCCCGGGCCACCCGGCUUGCCAGGCUUGUCGAUAACUGGACCCAAGGGAGAAGCUGGCGUGGACUCGCGCAGCUUCUUCGGAGAUGCCUCUUAUUACGGACGACCAGAGCCGCCGCGCCAGACGUCGCACUCGCACAAGCAUGAGGAGGCGGCUCAUGGCUUUGCCAUGGGCAUGGGAGAUGGCGAGGAGCUGCCAUACUUUUCCGCAUCAUCAUCGAACAUGAACAUGAGAAUCGUGCCAGGUGCAGUCACCUUCCAGAACAUAGACGAAAUGACAAAGAAAUCGGCGCUCAGCCCACCCGGCACCCUGGCGUACAUUACCGAGGAGGAAGCGCUUCUCGUGCGCGUCAACAAGGGCUGGCAGUAUAUAGCGCUGGGCACCUUGGUGCCGAUCGCAACUCCAGCGCCGCCCACCACAGUUGCGCCGUCUCUGCGCUUCGAUUUACAAUCAAAAAACCUGCUGAAUAGUCCACCUCCAUUGCUCAACACACCGACGUUUACAACCGCGCCCGAAUACGAAACGUGGUAUCCGCGGAUGCUUCGCGUGGCGGCCCUCAAUGAGCCCUAUGUCGGCGACUUGCAGGGCAUUCGAGGCGCGGACUUCGCCUGCUAUCGCCAAGGCCGGCGAGCGGGUCUUCUGGGCACAUUCAAGGCGUUCCUCACCUCCAGGGUACAGAACCUGGACUCUAUAGUGCGUCCUGCUGACUGGGAGCUGCCAGUUGUAAAUACCCGCGGCGAUGUGCUUUUUAAUUCCUGGAAAGGCGUCUUUAACGGCCAGGGCGGCUUCUUCUCCCAGGCACCAAGAAUCUAUAGCUUUAGCGGCAAGAAUGUUCUCACAGAUCCGUUGUGGCCGCUCAAGCUAGUCUGGCACGGCUCGCUGCCGAAUGGGGAGCGCUCCAUGGACACCUAUUGCGAUGCUUGGCACUCCAGUUCGCACGAGAAGUUCGGCUAUGCCAGCAACCUGCUGGGCAACAAGCUACUCGAUCAAGAGCGCCAGCCGUGCGACGGCAAGCUGAUUGUGCUGUGUGUGGAGGCCCUGUCGCAGGAUCGGCGGAAAAAACGUGACGUCAGUAGCAGUCGCAGUCACAGUCGCGGUCGCAGUUACAGUAACAGUCGCGGCGAGCUAGAGCUGGAGUUCACAACGGCCGAGGAAUACGCCGAGCAUUUAGAUAAUUUACAAGUGUAAGCGCCGCAAGUGUGGGGCAGCCAGCUCAAGAGGAGCAUGAGCGGCAUGUGGCAAACGGUAACUGUAACUGCAAUACAAUACAAUACAAAUAUGAACAACACUACCAAUGGCAGACUCACAUACACACACAGGUACACAUACAGAGCGACACUCACACAAUACACACAUUAAAUGUAAACGUAUAUCAUGGCCAUGCAUAAAUACAUAUAAUCAGCGAAUUCCAAACUAAACCAAAAAAUACUCAAGUAAGCGAUGGAUUAACAAUUGCAUAGUAAAAUACGAACAAAAAACAUAAAUAACUACAUACUUAACUUACGAGUAACUAGGCAUAUAUAUAUAAAUAUAUACAAUAAUUUGUCAUAUCUUAUAAUUUGGACAGGCGACAAGCAUUUUGUACAAGCGAGUUAAACAUUCGUAAUUGUAGCCUAAUACAUAGUGAAAAUUAAUAACUAAGCUAAAUAUUUUGUAAUUAAGUCACAGCGAAGGCGAAUCAUAUUUGCUGUUGCUGCUUGUGCUGCCAUUAAGGUUAGUCCUAGUUCCAGAUCCAGGAUCGACCAUAAUACCAGCUGCUCCCCGAUAACAUCAACAACAAAAUCACUUUCACCACAAAGACCAACAGCAAGAAGCAAUACGAACUGGCCAAAUUAGACUCCUGCAUCGUGCAGCAACAGGAGAAUCCAUGCGCAAAUACAUUUCCACAUGGCUGUAUACGUGUAUAAAUGUAUUUUGUCAAAGACUUCUAAAUGUGUAAAUGAUAAGGAUACGAAACCAACAAUGAAAUCAAGAAAAACAAAAACAGAGCAAACCAUUUUUAGCCCCGAAACCAACGUUUUUAACUGAAUCAGCUCCAAUGUGCAUUAUGUUCUAUGCCAAUCCAGUUUUCUAUUCUACUUACUAAUAAUGUAGUCAGAUUUUCUACAUUGAAAUAUGAAAAUACUCGUUAUUAUAUAAAUGAAGAGAAGCCCUUUUUUAUAUGAACGCAAUAGAAUAACUGAAUUAUAGCAGCGAGUGCAGUAAUUUAUAUGUAAUAAAUGAAUACGAAUGCAUAUGUAUGUACUCAUAUGUAAUGUAACUUAUUGUAAUUCUAGAUCGACUACUAACGAGUAAUGCACAAAUUACUUGUCCCAGUAUAGUUAGUUAUAUAAUUUAAUUUGCAUUUAACUAUGCAUUUCCAGCUACCGAUUUGUAAUGUAAUAAAUUAAUAAUGUAAUUGUAUAACUGAAAAGCGUAUCAUUUUUAAUAAUUACAAUUUGACGAGAAGCAGCAAAAGUAAUGCUAAUUGGGUCAAAGUCAAUCCCAAGCAAUUAUAUACAUACUACAUACUAAGUGUCACAUACAUGUCUACAAACACACACCUGCAUGUGUGUGCUCGCAUGUUGCAAAUAACUAAUUUUAGUGAAAUCAAAAUGAAUACUUAAAUCCCUCUAGUCG
Molecule: messenger RNA, 4896 nt
Organism: Drosophila hydei
Lineage: Eukaryota; Metazoa; Arthropoda; Insecta; Diptera; Drosophilidae
Gene: Mp
Product: collagen alpha-1(XV) chain
Exons: 24
Coding region: 376-3465 (1029 amino acids)
Source: RefSeq, a predicted model, not a curated record